AGGUCCGUUUCCGGAAUCUUCCACUUUCCAAUUAAUUAGAAAAAAAGAAUUAAGAAAAAUAAUUGAACAACAGUGGAUUACUUUGAGAACAGAACAGAAAACCCCCCGUCGUUAAAAUCUAAUCCACACCGGUGGAUCUCGCCGCCGGCUGUUCGCCACCAUUUCACUCUCUCUAAGUUAAUUCCAGACGCAAUUCCUUGUCCGUCCGACGAUUUCCUCUUUUGGUUGGAUAAGUAGAUGAUUGCGAAUCGGGGUGAAGAAAAGGAGCUUAGUAGCGUAUCGUGUUAGUUUUCCUGCAAAAGGAGUUGGAGAAUCUUCUUUUGUUUGAUUCGUCUUUGAAGCAAUCUGAAGGCUGUUUUGUUCAUCUUCUUCUUCGGCAGUUUUUGUGGAUUUUCGCGUGCUGAAGACUGUGGAGGUUGGGAUUGGAGAAUAAUACCGAGAUAAUUUCUUCGGAGGAGCUAUAAGAAAAUGGCUACUUUGCAAGAUAUUGGGGUUUCUGCAGCUAUAAAUAUUCUCAGCGCAUUCAUCUUCCUUUUGGUUUUUGCCGUUUUAAGGCUCCAGCCUUUCAAUGAUCGGGUGUACUUUUCGAAGUGGUAUUUGAAGGGUUUAAGGAGCAGCCCAACACACGCAGGUGCCUUUGUACGUAGGUUUGUCAACUUGGACUUCAGGUCAUAUCUGAAGUUCUUGAAUUGGAUGCCCGAAGCCAUCAAAAUGCCAGAACCUGAGCUUAUUGAUCAUGCAGGAUUGGACUCUGCUGUGUACCUGCGGAUAUACUUAAUAGGGCUUAAGAUCUUUGUCCCCAUAGCAUUCCUUGCAUGGGCUGUACUGGUACCAGUUAAUUAUACCGAUGAUAAUGUGAGUGUUGCUCAAGUGACGGCAAAUGUGACUGCUAGUGAUAUUGACAAGCUUUCAGUAUCAAACAUCCCUGCCAAAUCACAAAGGUUUUGGAGUCAUCUCGUGAUGGCUUAUGCAUUUACUGUGUGGACAUGCUAUGUACUGAUGAAGGAGUAUGAGAAGAUUGCUUCAUUGAGACUACAAUUUCUUGCAUCUGAGAAACGCCGUCCGGAUCAGUUUACGGUCCUUGUAAGAAAUGUCCCACCAGAUCCGGAUGAAUCAGUCAGUGAGCUUGUUGAGCACUUUUUCUUAGUGAACCAUCCAGAUCACUAUCUUACACAUCAGGUGGUACGUGAUGCAAACAAGUUGGCCAAACUGGUCGAGAAGAAGAAGAAAGCACAGAACUGGCUUGACUUCUACCAACUCAAGUAUUCAAGAAAUUCUACAGUUAGACCUGUGAUGAAGACUGGUUUUCUUGGACUCUGGGGAAAGAAAGUGGACGCAAUUGAAUUUCAGACAGCAGAGAUUGAGAAGCUGUCCAUAGAAAUAGCAUCAGAAAGAAAAAGGAUUGCCAAUGAUCCAAAAUCUAUAAUGCCAGCAGCAUUUGUUUCAUUCAAGUCACGUUGGGGUGCAGCUGUUUGUGCACAAACUCAGCAAUCUAGAAAUCCAACUAUUUGGUUGACAGAAUGGGCUCCAGAACCACGUGAUAUAUAUUGGGAAAAUCUUGCAAUUCCAUAUGUUUCACUUACUGUUAGAAGGCUAAUUAUGGGCGUUGCAUUCUUCUUCCUUACUUUCUUCUUCAUGAUUCCCAUAUCAUUUGUACAAUCUCUUGCAAGCAUUGAGGGGAUUCAGAAGAUUGCACCAUUCCUAAAACCCAUUAUUGAAAGGGACCUUUUUAAGUCAUUUGUCCAAGGUUUUCUUCCCGGAAUUGUGUUGAAGAUUUUUCUCAUUUUCCUGCCUACAAUAUUGAUGAUAAUGGCUAAAUUUGAAGGAUUUACAUCUCACUCAUCUUUAGAGAGGAGAGCAGCAGCUCGUUACUACAUUUUCAACUUUGUGAAUGUGUUCCUUGGCAGUGUAAUUGCAGGAGCUGCUUUUGAACAACUGAAUACUUUUGUUCAUCAGUCUACUGAUCAAAUUCCCAAGACAAUUGGAGUGGCGAUACCGAUGAAAGCAACUUUUUUUAUAACUUACAUCAUGGUUGAUGGAUGGGCUGGCAUUGCUGGGGAGAUUUUGAUGUUGAAGCCCUUGAUAAUGUUCCACUUGAAGAACUUUUUCUUAGUGAAGACGGAAAAGGAUAGGGAAGAGGCCAUGGAUCCAGGAAGUCUUGGUUUCAACACAGGAGAACCUCGAAUUCAGUUAUAUUUUCUAUUAGGUCUCGUAUAUGCAACCAUUACACCUCUUUUGCUUCCUUUCAUCAUAGUCUUCUUUGCCCUCGGCUUUGUUGUAUUCCGGCAUCAGAUCAUAAAUGUUUACAACCAGGAAUAUGAAAGUGCUGCGGCAUUCUGGCCCGAUGUCCAUGGGCGAAUCAUUUAUGCAUUGAUUUUCUCACAGGUGGUUCUAAUGGGACUACUAAGUACAAAGAAAGCUGCCCAAUCAACCCCUUUUCUAAUUGCACUUCCAGUAAUCACCAUAUCAUUCCAUCUGUACUGCAAAGGCCGUUAUGAACCUGCAUUUAUCCGAUAUCCCAUACAGGAAGCAAUGAUGAAGGACACUUUGGAACGUGCAAGGGAACCAAACCUGAAUUUGAAAGGGUACCUGCACACUGCAUAUGCCCAUCCGGUUUUCAAGGAGAGUGAAGAUGACGAUGAAGCCGAGUCGAAUGAAGCAUUUGAAACAGAGAGUGUGUUGGUGGCAACAAAACGUCAAUCAAGAAGAAACACUCCGUUGCCGAGCAAAGCCAGUGCUCCUUCAUCUCCAUCUUUGCCCGAUGUUCGGAGAGACAUCCAUCAACCUUAAACACUAAAUCAAAGGUACAUAGGAUUCACAUCUCUCUGUACAUUUUACUGUUAAAUAAAAUGAUAUGUUGUGGGGAAAUGAUGAUGUAAAUUGAAUGAGCAAAGUUGUAGAAUUUAGAGUAACUAAUGUGAAAAGUUGGAAUUGUCAUUAUAUUGAGCAUUGUAUUUUUUAUUUUUUUUUCCCUUAAUUUGGUUGGGUUUCUUAAAAUAGUAAGGAUGAUGAUAAAUUAUGUCUUGGUGGAGCCUUUUCUGUAAUUUUUCAUAUUUUUUCUUGGUUAGAUUUCAAUGUAUAAACACUUUUUGUAGCAAACUCUCUAUUGUCCAUUCUGAAUGGAGGUUUCUUGUUAGAAAAAGAAA
Benincasa hispida (wax gourd) is the source of this 3146-nucleotide messenger RNA. Its product is annotated as hyperosmolality-gated Ca2+ permeable channel 1.2-like. The record is from RefSeq and is a predicted model, not a curated record. NCBI's taxonomy places the organism in Eukaryota, Viridiplantae, Streptophyta, Magnoliopsida, Cucurbitales, Cucurbitaceae. Gene Ontology annotation, molecular function: calcium-activated cation channel activity. Gene Ontology annotation, cellular component: plasma membrane.